UCGCGGUUUUAUAGCGGUUCCUAUUCUUGUUGUACACGUGUACACGCGUACACGAUCAUCAUGAUUUCGAUAUCGAGCGUGUCAUAUUCUUCGUUGGCGACAACGUACUUAGUACAAAAAUCCAACUUUUGUCUAACAAAAUUAUGAUUCGUUUUCCACGGCUUCUUGUACUACGAACUAAUUUGUUAACAGCUCAAAAACCUACGAUCAACUCCGAAACACAUCUCCAAGUGGCUAGCAAACCGAUCCCGAUACGUUACUAAUCGCUACACUGGAAUCCCCCUUCAUGCCAUCUGGCCGAUGCCAAGAAAAAAGGAAGUGGAAAUAUCGAAAAUGUUACUAAAGCCGAUUACGUGUUAGGGUAAACCGGUUUUUGGGGCGCCGGUUAGAUUCCACCCACUUUGGAUGCAUUAUGAAUGACUGCUCAGCCGACUUUUUUUUCCUUGCCGUUGUUGUUAUGGGGAGUUCCGCAUCGCGACGUGUCUCCAGCGUCGGAUUUAUCAUCGCAAGUGGCAACAGCCACUUGGUGGAGAGUGUGCCGAACUAAACAUCUCCCUUGGUACAAGUGGCGCACGCCAUCUGCGUUAGUUGGUGCGCGAUCGUGAAACGCUACGGACGGUGUCGAUCAGUCGGUCAGUUGGUCGGUAGAGUUGUGUUCGGCUGUUGUAACGGUGGAGUUGGAGUGCGUGAGAAGCUUUCAUUAACCAGCUGUCCCGGUUGUCCCGGUGGAUCUAACCUUUUUCAGACCAUUUGAGCCGGGUUCCGUUCCUCGAACGCAGUCAACGGCACUGCGGCACACUUUUGUGGCCACCAGCUUCACCAGACGCCGGACGAGAAAUAGGGUGAAAGCGUACCGAAGCGAGCCUAGCACUUUUUCGGGUUGGAGCUUUGGAAAAAGAAAAGCAAACUUCAAUCCAUUGGGACGCACUAAUUGGACGGAUAUAGGUCGAUGUCGGUGGUAACUUUGCUACCGGAGCGAUCUUAUCAAACAUGUCCACCGUGAAAUCUUCGUCCCAGCUUCGACCGUUGAGCGAGAUGGCUCCAGAUGGAUUGCAACUACCGUCGCGAAUAAUUAAACCACCACCCUUGCCAUCGAUUCCGGAGAUCCAACAGUUGACUGAUCCGCGGGAAAAUCGUGACCAGCUUCGUCAUUGCUUCGUACCAGCCGAUAAGAACGGUUGUCUCGGGUUACAUCUCAGCCGUACGCCGUGGGAUCCCUAUCCGUGGGUGAGCGGUGUCGUCGAUGGGUCCUGUGCGGAUAUGGCCGGCGUACGGAUCGGUGACUGUGUGCUUGAAGCAAAUGGAGAGGAUCUGCUCGGUCUCAAAGUGAUCGAUAUUGCCAAACGUGUCCGGGGUCGAAAAAUCUCCCGCACGUCUCCUGCCGGUGUUGAACUAUUGCUGUGGAAUUCGGGCUUUGAGAAAAAUAACCUUAAUCCACAGUCACUGUCACGGUUCGCCAACUGUCUGCAGGGCAUUACCGGAUUGCUCGAGUGUCCAAUAUGUUUGGAGAUCAUUCGACCACCUUCGUGGCAAUGUAACCAUGGACAUCUGAUCUGUUCCGGAUGCCGCUCGCGAACAACCAAGUGUCCGAUCUGUCGGGAAGUGUUGGGCCGUGGACGAUGCAUCGUGGCGGACAAACUGUUUCACUAUCUGGUGCAAACGUUGGGCCGUGAAGCGGAUCAGCAACAGCACACUGCAUUGGAGCCAAAAGCACAGGAUGCAACACACAAGCAGCAGCCACCUAAUGGGCAAGCAAAUAUCGCUGGACGGCUUCCGUUGGUGCGCCGACAGCACCAACAUCGUCCAUCACAGCACCGACCACAACCAGCGCAUCAGCUCACGCACAAGCACGCAUUCAAAUUGAAAGCAAACAUCGGCCCUAAUGACACGCCGGCAUCAAUGGUAUCGUCCCGGGUGACGACACCAGCGCCCAACGUACCGGUCACGUUCCACUGCCCUUCCGGUCAGCCUUGUGCGCGGAUGAAAAAUCAACAUGACAUCCUGAUUCACCUGCAAAAAGCACACCAAAUCAGCGUCGUGCAGUACUACGUCACGGCCGGCGAUACGGUGGACGUCACGCUGGUCGACGGUGGCAACUCGCUGCCCUGUGUAGUCUUACUGCCGAACCCAUCGUUCAAGGGCAAUCACAUGUUCUUCGUGGCAAAGUUUCGCAGUCUGGAGGAACCAAACGAUACGCUCUCCUGGAUGUGGCAUUUGGGUGAGGAGCACGAGAGCGCCCAAUUUCAGGUGCAACUAUUUCCCAUCGUAACAGAUGAUCAUCGGCAAACGAUAACGGGCGGAUCCUGGCAAGGACGACCGGUUCCGCUCGAGUGGAAUUGUCAGAAGAUUCUAAGAAGCAAGCAAUACACCCGAAUAAAACAGGACAUUCGACGUAUGCGCAUUUGCGUACGUCUGUAUGAAGCCAACGAUCCACUCAGUACAUAAAGCGAUGCUAACAAACGAUCGUCCAGGGUAUAUUUUUCCGCUGAUAAGACUGAUCAUACCUUCCCUAAGAUCGUUACCAACCGCUUACAAGAAGAAUGCUAUAAGCCUGAUCGAGUCGUACAAUUGUGGCGCAUUUGUGAUCGGUGACAUGGUAAUGAAAGGGAAAUGAAAGGGAAAUAAAGAAUGUUUUUUGUUUUCGAACAUUAUAAUAAAGUUAAAUAUUAACUGUAAAGCUAA
This is a messenger RNA of Anopheles funestus (African malaria mosquito), 2682 nucleotides long. RefSeq lists its product as uncharacterized. Lineage: Eukaryota; Metazoa; Arthropoda; Insecta; Diptera; Culicidae. Gene Ontology annotation, molecular function: protein binding; ubiquitin protein ligase activity. The transcript has 4 exons. The record is from RefSeq and is a predicted model, not a curated record. The coding region runs from base 991 to 2445 and encodes 484 amino acids. Gene Ontology annotation, cellular component: cytoplasm.